Haemonchus placei is the source of this 252-nucleotide messenger RNA. NCBI's taxonomy places the organism in Eukaryota, Metazoa, Nematoda, Chromadorea, Rhabditida, Trichostrongylidae. The record is from the annotation of a GenBank genome assembly.
AUGUGCUGCUUGAAACUGCGAUGCAAUUUUUUCACCGUUGUUUGCAAAUUUGAAAUUGUAAUCGAGCAAUUCAUGAAUCGGACUCACGAAUAUCAUCAUUGCAGGCGUCUAACAUCUCCUUCAGCACGAGGCAGUCUUCGAAACCACAAUUCAUUCCCUGUCCAUAGAAUGGUGCCAUUGCAUGGGCGGCAUCGCCGGCAAGGAGAACGAAGUUCCCAAAGUCAUGAGGUCGACACUGAAAUUCAAAACUAG